UUUGGGCCCUGUUUUAGACUCCUGCUUUUGGCGUGACGUCAACUCCGCAACCAACAUCCGGCACGCGCUGGUGGAGAUGCUGCUGGGGCACAAACGACCUGAAUCGCUGCAGACUGGCGGCGGCAGCGGCGGCGGCGGCGGCAGCAGCAGCGGGGGCGCGUGCGCGCAUCUUGGUAGCGGAGGGGGCGGGAAAGGCCACGUGGAGGAGGAGAGCGCAGCGCCGCCCAAGAAGCGGCGCAAGCGCGCAGGCUGAGGAGCCGUCUGGCGGUGUCUAGGUAGCGCCGUAGCGGUCCGCGGUGGAGCUGGCAGCGCAUGCGUAGCGGCAUGACAAGCAGUGCGGCUGUUGACAACUGUGCUGUGUCUGGCUGCUGUUGGCUCUGCUGUGGCAUCGCGAUUGCUAGAUAGGCGCCUGGUUUGGCUAUGUGCCUGUGGAAACUGACCCCGGCUCUGUCCGGGCGAUGAGGUUGUUCGGCCUCAGACUGUGGAGGGGCUCAGCCCCUUUUCUCGUGACCGGGGAACCAGACCC
Chlamydomonas reinhardtii is the source of this 526-nucleotide messenger RNA. RefSeq lists its product as uncharacterized. Lineage: Eukaryota; Viridiplantae; Chlorophyta; Chlorophyceae; Chlamydomonadales; Chlamydomonadaceae. Bases 77 to 253 code for a protein of 58 amino acids. The transcript has a single exon. The record is from RefSeq and is a predicted model, not a curated record.